GUUGCUCGUGAAGGAAGAGGUCUUCGCUGCUCCCCCUUCGUCUCCCCCCCCAGACCCGUAUGUCUGGAUGGAAAUGGUGAAGGGCAAGAAGAGGAUCCAAUCUGAGGAACAGCUCUGUAGUCCAUCAAAACGGCGCGUGGUUCGGCAUCAGGUGGGUGGAUGUCCAAUUGUGCUGAAGGAGUGUUUCAUCCCACUGAAUCCUGUCCUGUUCAGCACUUCCAUGUUGGCUGCUAUGGAUGCUGUGGUUCCAGCACAACUUCCGAGCCCUGACAGCCCAGCUGUUCCACAAGACGCAACGACACCAAGUGUGGAGCCAAGAGUGAAGCGUGUCGCCUGCAAGAGGAGACUUGCAAUGUGCCAGGUCAAGGCGUCACCCAGUGUUGAGGAGGCGUCUCCCAGGCCGACAUCUGCCAAUGUUGUGGUUGGAAAGGAGGAGGUGGAUGCAACUCCAAGUGCUGUGACCGUGUCCUCAGAGCCAUCAUCUACCACUGCUGUGGAAGAGGUUGCAACGGAGGAGGGGGAUGCAACUCCAGGUGCUGUGACUGUGUCCUCAGAACCAUCAUCUACCACUGCUGUGGAAGAGGUUGUGGAGGAGGAGGUCAGCAGGUCAGGUCCUCCUAUCCAGCGCCCAUCAAGAUUCAUCAAAAGUAAGGUUGAUGCUAGCCCUCCCUCUUGCAGGUGUGCAGAGAAAAAGCAUGUGGCUGUUGUUUCUGGUACUAAUGUCAGAGUUGCGCCGACAACUGAGGAUGUUUCUGGUACUAAUGUAAUGGUUGCGCCGUCAACAACUGAUGUGUCUAUUGCGUGCAGUGUUGUUGCUGCGCUUAAACAUGUUAUUGCUCCUGUGUGUACAUGGCGAGGCAGAGAUAUUGAUGAGAUCUGUUUCGAAGGCAAGAAGUUGGCUAGUUUUGUAGCUCAAUCAAAUGGGAGUAGUGGCUUUGACAAUGAGCUAUGUGAGUUCAUUAAACAGCACAGUGUUUUUGGCAGGAAGUGCAAUGUAGCUAUUGGUUCAACAGUCUACAGAGGUUUCCAGUUGGACGAGUCUGUGUUACAUGAAAAACUACAGGAACCUUUGUUGACUGAUGGAAUGUGUCUCUUGAACCUCCACGGUGCCGUGAGUGCUGUCAUUGAGCACAAUGGUUACUUUGUGGUAGUUGAUUGUGGUACUUGUGAUGCAUCUGGUUUGGCAUCUAAUAUUGGCAGGUCUGUAGCUGUUUUGAACACAACGCUGCGUGACCUGAUAGUGCAUAUCCAAGAUCUUAAGAAGUCUUUGGGUGCAGAGUGGUGUCUCAUUAGCAGGUUGUCUGUGAAGGCAGAUUCUGACAUUGACAGUGCUACAUUGCUGACAGAUGUAGCUGUUGAUGUCACAGUUGCAACUGCAGCUGUAGUCGAGGGUGGCAGUUCGCAGAGUAGUGCAAGUUCUGUCAGGGGAUCUUUCCAUCAGGCAGAUUCUCGGUUUCAACACGCUGGAGUUCAGUGUAUGGCUAUCAGUUUGGUAGCUGUAGCAAAACACUCAAUUGAAAGUGUGUUUUCGUGGCAGGCUGGCAAUCUGGACAAGGUUGUUGUUUUGGGGGAUAAUCUUUACAAUACGUUGAGGGACAGCAAUGUCACCAGUGAGGUUUCGAAACUGCUUAGUGUUCCUGAUUUGCCCAAACAGGCUGUUAUCGAUGGACAAACGUUUGACUUUGAGUAUGAGGAUUGCGUUUCUGGAUUUGUUAAUGAAGUGACAAGUGAUCUGAUUGAAGCUGGUGUAACGAUCAGUCUCAGAUCUGGAUUAGAGAAGAUGUUUAGUAAAUAUGACACAUGUUUUCUGACAUUGGGUGGAAAUACAUGCGCAGUCAUCAGUCAAGGUGGUCGUUUUGCUGUGGUUGAUUCGCAUGCGCGCAGUGCGGAUGGGAUGGUGGAUGGGGAAGGGAAAAGUGUUGUUGUGCGUUUCACUUGCCUUGAUGAUGUUUUUGAGCACAUGUGCAAAUAUGCAACAGCAUUUAAACAUCCCAAACAGUUUGAGAUUGCUAGUGUUUGUGUGACCCCCAGAUGUCCAGUUCCAUCUGUUAAUUCACUCUCCAGUCCAAAGGUACUAGUAGAAAGCAGGGGAAGUCAGUCGGGCUGUGGUUUACCUGUUCAGCCAACAGUUGGCUGCACAAGUAUUAAGCGCAAAAGAUCAAGCAGUGGGUUUUCAUCAAAGAAGGCAAAAAACAGUGAUUAUGCUGCAGUUGAUUCAGAUGUUGUUUUUGUAGCUGAUGUUCUGAAGUAG
Messenger RNA from Dicentrarchus labrax (European seabass), 2251 nucleotides. RefSeq lists its product as uncharacterized. Bases 68 to 2251 code for a protein of 727 amino acids. Lineage: Eukaryota; Metazoa; Chordata; Actinopteri; Moronidae. The record is from RefSeq and is a predicted model, not a curated record. The transcript has 8 exons.